GCCUACCAUCCCCUCCUCCACAUAUAAAACCCUCUCACCCCCUCCAUCCCAUCUCAUGCAUUGUUUUGUGGCCUCCAGCUGAGCCCCCUCAAGGUCUUUCCCUGUACAUACACACACUCUUGUAAAGAUCCCAGCAGCUACUGCCGUUCCUACUCUCUCUCUCUCUCAGUCCAAAUGGAUCCCAUUAGCAUGGAGAAGAUCAGGGCCAUGAACAAGUACAACAAGAGCAGGAGGCAGCUGCAGCUUCCUACUCUCUCAGUCUACAUGGCUGCCACCUUUGUCCUCUGCCUGCUGCUCACUAGCCCUGCCUGGUUCCCUAGGCUGUGCUCGGCCCUUGGCUUUUUCUUCCUCACCACCCUCCCUGACAUGGUCAAAGCCUUCUUGCUCAGCCCCAAGUGCCUCUUCGUCGUCGGCAACCUCAUCGUCGCCUUCCUCGUCGGGGAGUCUAGGCUGGCUCCGAAGAGGGACGACGACCACCAGCAGCCUUCCUUGGUGAACGAGAUACACGAGGAGCACGUGAAGAAGAACACAGCGAUGGCCACAAAGGAGACUACCGCAGCAGCAGUGGCGGUGGUGGCGGCUGACCACAGCGCCUUCGUCGGAGCCGCCGUAGUGGAGGAGGAGGUGAUGGAGGUGAAGGAAGAGGAAGGAGAAGAGGAGGAGCUGCACAAGAGAGUGGAGGACUUCAUUGCAAGGGUCAAGAAGCAAAGGAAGCUGGAGCUCAAGAGCUUCUUCGAUGUCGAUCGAUGACGACUAUGAUAUGGCAGGUGCAAAUUGCUGCAAGAUUCGCUCGCCCUAAAAAGGAUCUGUAAUGCUUUGUGCUGCUAGCUAUCCUUGAUUCUAUCACUUGUUAGGUUAAAAUGUCAGAGGUAAAACGAGGAGGAGAUCUGGAGAUGAACCCAUUCCACUGUAGGAAUUGCAGUGUAACUGAGGUGGAGCCAUGGCAAGUAGAGUAUAUUAGGAAAAAGGAGGCAAUGGAUGUGUGUGAUCUCUGAAAAAGGGUAAAAAAAAAAGGAAGAAAGGUGAUGCAUGGUGUGUUUCUUAUCUUGCUUUAUGUCAAAGCUCAAUUGGCAUGAAACCAUGAUGAUGAUGAUA
This is a messenger RNA of Sorghum bicolor (sorghum), 1095 nucleotides long. RefSeq lists its product as uncharacterized. The record is from RefSeq and is a predicted model, not a curated record. The transcript has a single exon. The coding region runs from base 175 to 750 and encodes 191 amino acids. NCBI's taxonomy places the organism in Eukaryota, Viridiplantae, Streptophyta, Magnoliopsida, Poales, Poaceae.